Molecule: messenger RNA, 2166 nt
Organism: Harmonia axyridis
Lineage: Eukaryota; Metazoa; Arthropoda; Insecta; Coleoptera; Coccinellidae
Product: sphingosine-1-phosphate phosphatase 1-like
Exons: 4
Coding region: 409-1554 (381 amino acids)
Biological process (GO): sphingosine metabolic process; phospholipid dephosphorylation
Cellular component (GO): endoplasmic reticulum membrane
Molecular function (GO): sphingosine-1-phosphate phosphatase activity
Source: RefSeq, a predicted model, not a curated record
CGGGUCUUUUGAUUCGUUCGUUCGUGAACGACACAGCUCUACAGUCCAUGUUAUUAUAGGUCUAUGUUGUGUGCUGAUAAGAACCCGUUAUGAUUAAAAAAUUGGAGAAUAUAGUCAAGAAUUAUUUUGAGCGAUAAAAAAAAUUCUCAAAUAGUUUUUUAAAGAAAAUGUUGGCAACGCUGAAUCAUUGACAAAUUUUCAUAACCCCAAACUAUAAGAUAAGGUGUCAAAUUUUCAAUUUUCUCUUUAGUCCAAUGUUCAACUCGAAAAUUGUAAUGAAAUACUUGGAACUGCUAAUGUAAUAUUUCCUGAAAAUGUUCAGAAUUUAAUGAGAAUUCUGUGAGCCAUUUAAGCGACCUAGAUAUUGACUGAAAAUUGAUAGUUAUCAUUGAAAUUUUUUUCAUUAAAAUGGUAUUCUCUGAAGUAGAGAAACUAAAAAGUCCUGAAUUGGUUGCAUCAAUUCAAUGUUAUUUUGGAAUUCAGAAAAAAAAUGUCAUUCAGGAACAUACGAAAACUUGUAGGAUAAAGGGCGAAAAGCAUGAUUUCAAAGCAUAUAUUGUGACAAACAAAUUUUGGUACUGGUUGUUCAUUAUUGGAACUGGACUUGGUGAUGAAGCUUUUUAUGCUUUAUUUAUUCCUUUUUGGUUCUGGAACAUUGAUGGAGCAGUUGGAAGGAGGGUUGUACUUGUUUGGGGAAUUGUUAUGUACAUAGGACAAGGAAUAAAAGAUAUUGUACAAUGGCCUAGACCUGGAGCCCCAGUUUUUAGGCUUCACAAUAAAUGGGAACUAGAAUAUGGUAUGCCUUCUACACAUGCUAUGGUUGGAGUAUCUAUUCCAUUUUCUGUUAUUUUGUAUACAAUGAACAGAUAUUUAUAUAAUGUUCCCUUUUGUAUCCUUUUUGCUGUUGCCUGGUGCACAGUUAUUUGUCUCAGCAGGUUAUACUUAGGAAUGCAUACUGUAUUAGAUAUAAUAGUGGGACUCCUAUUAACAAUUUUUCUGAUGGUUCCAUUAGUCCCAUUGGUUGACCAUUUGGAUCAUUACUUAAUGACAAAUCCUACCUCGCCUUUUUUACUCUUGGUUUCAUCAAUUGUCGUUAUCAUUUACUAUCCUAAUAGUGGUAAAUGGACUCCUACAAGGGGUGACACGACAAUGGUGUUAUCUGUCUGUGUGGGUAUCCUCACCGGAUCAUGGUUAAAUUACCAAACAGGAGAAUUAACACCAUCCGAUCUUAAUCCACCUUAUCCUAUAAUGUGGCCAUCUUCUAUAAUGUUUGGCUGCCUUAUUCUAAGAAGUAUUCUUGGCUUUACAUGCAUUGGGCUUUUGAAGGCUUUCUCUGAGAAUAUUUUCUAUAGUUGCAUGUGUGCUCUUUUGAGACAAGAUGAAGCAAAUUUGAAACAAUCUGAACAUUCCUUAGAGAACAAAUAUAAAACAAUUGUUGAACUAGCUACCAAAUAUUUAACAUGUUCUUUCAUUGGUUUUUGUAUUACUUAUAAUUUGCCUCAACUUUUCAAGUACCUCAGAGUUGAGCGACCCAAUUUUUUCACUGAAAUUUGAGAUACUUCCAUAUUCCUAGUGGAAGUGAAAAUUGGUUAGUCAUUUCAAAUAUUAAUAUAAAGUGAACUUGAAUUUGACUCUUGGGAUUAAUGUGUAUACCAAAUUUUUCUUAAUAAUUCAUGUGCCAUAUCACUCGAACAAUGAUAUAAUUAAGCAAGAUGCUAAUUGAAUCUUCACUUUUCAUCUAUAGUCAUCUUUGAAAAUUAUUCAAUGACAAAGGCACUAUAUUUUUGAGCAAUUGCUUUAUUGGCUUCUUGAAAUUUCUUACCUAUUGUGUUUUGAAAGCUUAAAACUCAAAUCAAUGAUAUGACUUGAGUUAUUGUAUGUUUCAAUUGAGCGCUUAUCAAUAAAAAGUGUAAGGAAAUUUUUGCCCCAAUAUUUGUUUUUCUAUCACUGCACUUCCACUCAUAAUCUAUAAAAUACUUAUUUUUUGCUUCAUUCAUUAAAAAAUGAAUGAGUAGUAAAUAUUACACUAUCAAGAAAAUCAAUGUACUAUAUCAAAUAUUUGAUUAUAAAUGUAAUGAAGAAUGUUUUAAUUGAUGCUAUGUAUGUAAUUGUGGAAGCCAACUUAAUGAAAUAGAAUUAGGCAAAUUGGUGUUCUUUUACAUUGAA